This is a messenger RNA of Letharia lupina, 1047 nucleotides long. RefSeq lists its product as uncharacterized. Bases 1 to 1047 code for a protein of 348 amino acids. The record is from RefSeq and is a predicted model, not a curated record. Gene Ontology annotation, cellular component: plasma membrane. The transcript is spliced from 3 exons. Gene Ontology annotation, molecular function: nucleobase transmembrane transporter activity. Gene Ontology annotation, biological process: nucleobase transport; transmembrane transport. Lineage: Eukaryota; Fungi; Ascomycota; Lecanoromycetes; Lecanorales; Parmeliaceae.
AUGCCAAUCUUCGGGAUCUGUCUGUUCACAUGGGCGGUGACUGCUUCGCACGGAUUUGGCCCUUUACUCCGAAUACCGAAUAAGAUCGAGGAUGGAAUGUCUCUGGGCUAUGCCUUUUGCUACGCCAUCACGACCGCCAUUUCCGCCAGUUCAACCUUUGCUAUCAACAUCCCUGACCUGACGCGCUACGCCCGUAAUCCGCGGACUGCCACCAUUGCUCAAGCCAUCUGUCUCCCAGUAUGCAUGACGCUCAUCUACUUCCUCGGCGUCGUCAUGGCAGCCUCGUCGCAAGUCAUAUAUGGCCAAAUCCAGUGGAACCCGCUCACGAUCGUUCUCAUGUGGGAUAAUCGGGCUGCAAAAUUCUUCGUCGGUCUUCUCUUCGCCUUCGCCAUGAUUGGGACGAACGUGGCUGGGAACUCAGUCCCUUUCGCCAACGACACCAUGGCGCUUUUCCCGAAAUACAUGAACCUGAGACGCGGGCAAUUUCUCUGUGCAAUCCUCGGCUUCGCCAUCUGCCCUUGGAAAAUCGAGGCGAGCGCUCAGAGCUUCUUGGCGUUCCUCAACGGAUACUCGGCACCGUUUCUUGGGCCUGUCGCUGGCGUCCUCCUAUCCGACUUCUUUCUAGUCAGAAGGUCCGGUGAAUUGAAUGUCUACCAGCUUUACAAACCAUCCGGCCUCUACUGGUACACAGCAGGCAUCAAUGUGCGAGCGGUGGCAGCAUUCACUGUCGGUAUGGUACCACAACUUCCCGGUCUCGCCUACCAAAUCAAUCCCAUGAUCAAAGGAGUAUCACGCAACUACGUGGAUUUCACCUCCUUGGGCUGGCUCGAGGGACUUCUCUUCUCUGGGUUCGCUUAUCAUAUCUUAUGCCUAUCGUUCCCUUUCCCGACACGAACGGAUGAAGAAGACAAAGCAGCUUGGGCAAUCGUGGGUCACGAUGGAACAAGGCCGUCGACGUCGAGUACACCACCGCAAGACGAGGUUGAGAAGGCCGUUCCACUUCAAGAUGCGAUUUCUGCGCCCGAGUCCUCAAGUGGCAAUUCUUAG